GAGCCUCUGAGUAAAUUAGUAAGGCAGCAAUCCAACAAAGACACCAAGGCACCAAGGCACCAAUACACGAGCUCUCCACGACGCGUCUGUCCAACGUCACGUCUUUUUGUUGCUCCGACGCGUCCAUAGUUUGUCCACAGUUUCAAUACCAGCUGGAGAGGCCAUGUCCCUCUGCUAACCGCCAGCGCUACUACCACGACACCUACCGAUGUAACUGCUAUUAUCAUCCCUCUCGCCUACCAUGGCGUCUCGCCAAAGAUCUUUCUUUGAUCAAGACCGCAAGAAGGCCCGCACCAAUUUCAAUCGUGCUCGAAGUGUGAACGAUGCGUACUCGAAGCCGAUGACCACGGGCCCGAGCAAACCUGCAGGGAAUGCCAUGCCGAUAGCUCCGGCAUCACAGACCAAGAGGAAGCUUAAGAACUUCCAGUUCAUUCCUGGAGGACCGGCUGGCGAGGCAGGUCUGCCUGAAGACGCGGAUAAAGAGAACAUGAAUCCUUCUGACGACCCUCCGAAACGAGGGAAGGUCGACUAUACGAAGCGGACAAGGCUAGAUGAACCCGUCGAGCAUCCUGUAGAUCGGCAACCAGCAGCGGUGACUCGUAUUUCCUCGCAGCCGAACAAUGCCCUCUUCCCAUCGACGCCCGUUCCUCGGCUUCCGUUGUCCGACCUGGUUGGCCAAGAUGGAGACGAUGAUCUAACAGAGGACCGAGAUGACUCUCCGGAGGAACACGUUCAAUGGAAGCACCAUACGCCUGCACGAAGCCGUGGAAAGAAGCGAGCACGAAGUUCGUCCCCGUUGUCGUCCCACCUAGACACUAUUCAGGAGCACAGUUCAUUCGAUAUGCAAAGAUUGUCCCAUACAUUGAAGACCCCGCAGGCCGACCCCGCGGCUGAUCUGCUGUCCCGCUAUGGGAUCAAUCUAGAGAGCAUGGUCACUCCUGAUACCGCUGGGAAUGUGGCGCAUGCUGAAGCGCCUCACCCAGGAUCGAGCCCCCGUUCAUCCAGCCAAGGAGGCAAUGUCAACGGUUUACGUCGUUGGCUCAGCUGCGGCAACCAGUUCCCAGAAAGCCGAUCCCCCAAACGAAGACGAGUGGCCGACCCCUCUCGAGACGUGCUCGACCGCCUAGUCGAAUCUCCAAGUCGCGCUGCCUUGGCGCAUGUCGAGAUGCAUCGGAACCAACGACAAAAGACGGAGAUUGAGACCCUAAUAGGGAAGAUAACCGAUCUUUCCAACGUCCGAUAUGAGCUGCAGAAACCACCAUCAAGCUCGGGUCCGCUACCUGAGACCCGCGUUCCCGAAGUUGAGGCAGAACAUGGGAACCGCAUUUCAAACACGGCUCCAGAACCUGCUCGAACUAAAGAUAGAUGUCCCUUUUCGUCCCAAGAAACCCUUGCCGGAGAAGCCGAUCCUGCGCCCCAGCUGUUUGAUGGUCCCAAUCCACCCCUCCCUAAGAAUGUCCAAAUGACCCCUGUGCGACGUAACUCUCCGAAACAACCAACCUCAAGUUCCACCGACUAUGGCUCUUUGGAUUUGGACUCCGAUGACUACGAUAUACUUGACGCAAUCACAGCGCACUCUACGCAAGCUGCCAUUGCUGGAUCAAGAUCCCAGUUGUCAACUGCUCCAGCAGGGUCACAAACCAAUUCUAGGAUGAAUACCGCUGCUGUGAAAUCUGCCAGUCCGCCUCUGGCCAACGGAGAACCCACCCGGACAGACGACGAUUACGAUUUUGACGAUGAUCUAGAUCUUGACGAUCUUGUUCCAGUCGCCGACUUUGUUCAGACCAAACCUUUCCUUCAAACCCAGCAACCGCUUCCACUCCCUACUGUUCAAGUGCAGACAGUCUACCAGGAGACCAGGGCGGCCAAGCCUAAUACCCUGAACGAAGACGAGUAUGGCGACUUUGACGAUGUGGAUUUCGACGAUCUUGUCCCACUCGAUCAGGUCGAUGUACAAGGUGCCUCAGCGAAGAAUCAGCAACCAGCAGCUGGAAGCGUAGCGAGUUCAGAAUGAGGGUAUCAUACAGCGAUACCGAAUAUCUAGCGUUGUCGAAUCGACUUAUGAAAACCGACUGGCCCAAGUGUGUCCGGAGAAGGUUCUGGUGGUCACUGACGACAAGACAAAGAAGAAUCAUGUCAUCCGUCUGCAACAGUCAUGGUACGAUAGCACCGUCUCGAUCAACAGCCAUGUCU
Messenger RNA from Eremomyces bilateralis CBS 781.70, 2193 nucleotides. RefSeq lists its product as uncharacterized. The coding region runs from base 242 to 2014 and encodes 590 amino acids. The transcript has 4 exons. The record is from RefSeq and is a predicted model, not a curated record. NCBI's taxonomy places the organism in Eukaryota, Fungi, Ascomycota, Dothideomycetes, Eremomycetales, Eremomycetaceae.